AGUGGUGGCCGGAGCACGGAGCUGUUUCGUUUCCGCUCGCAGGCAGGCACAGCGCCAAGCGGCGACCGAGAGUCCGAGACCCAUUCCCAUCCACGCGACCACGCUGCCGUUCUCUCCCCUUCCUCCCCGUCGCUUCCAUUCCCGUCCCUCACAAUCUCACCCCCGCCAGCCGAGCCCCAACCCUAACGAAAUUUACACCUGCUUCGUCGGCGUGAGCGGUCUUAGGCGCCGGGCGUCGCUGCGGUCCAGCGGUGUCGGAUCCGGGUCCCGCGCCGUUAGGUCGAGGUUUCUUCGGCGACGGUGCAGCCGCUGGAUGUUAGUCUGGCAGAUCGGGGCCGAGGUAAUUUCCACGAACUUAGGGGGCACCUUUUCGCGUUGGUGCUCAAAAUGGAGAAUUUCGGUGCCGUUCGGGCAGGUAGCUCCUGAUGAAUUGUGAGUUUUAAUAGGUGCUACCUUCUCAUCUGUUAUCCUAGUGAUCUGUAAUCUUUGCAUAUGAUUCAAGUGUGAUGUAGUAUUGGUUUUACCUGAUAUUGUGUUAGUUCCUGCCACAAAUUCGUCAGGUAGAUUUAAUUUACCAUCGGCUCUUUCGUGAUUUAUCAGUUAAAUAUCGAAACAUUUAGUUACUUAUCGACGGGGGAAAAAUUACACGGAGAAUAAUUGUUGCUUGAAGGCAAUAUAAUCAUGACCUGUCGAAUUGCGCAUCGUAUUGUAUUCUGGCUUUGCUUUAAUUGGAUACCGAUCAAUAAAAUACUAUACAGGCUAGUUUGGGAACCCCAUUUUCCCAGAGAUUUCCAUUUUCCCAAGGGAAAUUAGUUCAUUUUUCCUUGGGAAAAUAGAAAUCGCUUAGAAAAUGGAAUUCUCAAACUAGCUCUACUUGUUCCAUCCUGCCAUGGUUUUGCACAGUGCUUAUUCGGCAGUAAGAAUAGUUGCGAUAUGCUAUUUUGUUGUUUGGGGUGAAGGAUCUGGCCUUUGAGUGAACUUUGGUUUUGGAAUAUCUUGUUGCUGGUCUACCUAACAGUUGCUUUCUUCCUCCACACAUUUUCAUCCGACUGUAGUUAGCCAGCUUCCCUAACUUUGUGCCUUCAAUUAUAAACAAACAUCUACUUUUGAUUAUUUUUAGCUUUCUUAUUGUGAAUAAGUGAAGUGGUUGCUUUAUAGAUGUUGGGGGCUGUUUGGUUUGUGGCUAAACCUGCCACACUUUGCCUAAGGUUAGUCGUUCGAAUUGAAUAACUAACCUUAGGCAUAAAAGUUAGGCAAAGUGUGGCAAGUUAGUCAUCAAACCAAACAGACCCUUGAUGUUCCCACCUCUUAAGUAUUUAGGGAUGUAUGAGAAAUGCAAAUGUACUAAAAACAUGGUACUAGUGUUCUUCCAUUUGCUACAACAUUUGUUUUCUCCAUACACUUCUGCCUACCCAAAUAAAUUCAAAUACAGCAGAAACACGUAGUAUUUUGUUUUUUUAUAUCCUAAAUUCCUAAUUUGGACUUAUGGCCCCCUAUCUGAUCAUUCUUGUCUUGUUGGACUCAUUAGUUUAUCUUUCUCCUUUUGUGACUUCGUCACGUUCCAUUGCCUCUCUCCAGUCCCUUCAGUAGUCCAACCCCUGCAAUAUGCUGCCCAAUUCGUUGUGGAUUGCAUUUGUAGUACUCCCUGCAUUCUAAAUUAUAGGACGUCUUGGCUUUUCUAGAUACAUAGCUUUUAUUAUUUAUCUAGACAUAGUGUAUCUAGAAAAACGAAGAUGUCUUAUAAUUUGGAACCUAGGGAAUAGAUUCCUAAAGGCUACAAGAUUAUCAUGUGCAUUUCUAUUCGACAAAUAAUAAUAAUUCCAAUCAUACUGGUUCUUUUGAUGAUCUUGUUGUGGAUGCCCCUUAGCUUCCUCUUUGGGGGUGUUUUCUUCUGUCUAUGUGGUACCCCUAGCUCCCUCUGUAGGCUUAGAGUGCACAUGUCUAUACUACAUACUAUCGUGUUUAACUUUAUACUAAGUUUUUGCUCAUUUCUUUAUUGAAGACGACCUUAUUAUUGUUAUUGUAUCCCUGUACAGCUAGGCAGUGUUGGGUUGUAAAAUUUGUAUCGCGUGAAUGAACUCAGAGCAUCUCAAUGUUAAAACUGUAAAAGGGGCAGACCUGGUGCCAGAGGCUCCCACAUGAGUGGGUUCUAGGGAAGGGAUAAUCCGAAGCAAGCCUCCCCCCUGCAAAUGCAGAGAUGUGGCUUUGAACCCGUGACCUGGUGACUCAGUGAGACACCUCUCACCACUGCAACGGGCGUGUCCUUCCUCAGCGUUAAAACUGAGCAUAUUAAUUCCCCUGCUUAAGCAAUAUGGGAGCUAAUUGCUGCGUUGCUGCAAAGGAGAGGACACAGCCGUGCAUCACUCCUAUAGAAGUAUCGACAUACAGGAAUGUGAGGCGCUCGCCAUCAUGGAACAUUCGAUGGGACAAUCGCACACAUAUAGAAGACAUAAUGGAUAUUCCUACUCUGUUCUCCAACCAUAGUAGUGGAAGCAUUCAUCCUGAUACAAAGAGUGGUUCCAUUGCUCCAACUGAAGGGUUCUCUAAUGGAAAUAGCCUUGGAACUAGCCCUUCCAAUGUGUUCCAUGGAGCAAAGUGGCACAAAUCUGAUAAAAAAAUGGAAGCACGCAAGGUUACAAAGUCUGAUUCUCGAGCUGAUCGCUCCACAGCAAGUAACUCUUCUCCUGAGACAAAGCUUUCCAGGAAAUCACUGGACAUAUCAAGUGUUGCUUCAGAUUUGAAGACUUCAGUGUCUGUUCCUUCAACGCCACCCUUAGUAUCCAGAGCAGAUCCGUCAUCCUCCAAGGGGCAUUCUCAACCUACAGAUUCAGAUUUGAUGAAGAAAGCAUGGCGGUCACCAGGGUAUCAAUUAUACAGACAGGUUUCGGACAGUAAAAUUCCAUCUCUCAGAUCUCUCAAUGAGAUAAGGUCUCCUGAAGGAAGGCCUCCCUCUUCCAUGUUAUCAGCCUGCAGCAACGACUUGUCAGCAGCAGGAUCCUAUGGUGAGUCAUCCGAUGGUUGGUCAAUGCGCACAUUUUCUGAAAUGGUCUCAACAUCCCAAAGAGAGAGGUGGUCACUUGACAGUGAGCUCUUGGGAUCCAUUUCUAGUAAAAUGACAAGAUCAAGUGCUUCGAGUUCUACUACACGCCCCCCUGACCAAGACGUGUGCAAGCUGUGUUUAAAGCUGCUAAAGGAGAGAUCGACAUGGAACGCGCAGGAGCUGGCUGUUGUUGCUGUUUUGUUGUGUGGACAUGCAUACCAUGCUGACUGUCUGGACAGCAUAACUACAGAAGCUGACAAAUAUGAUCCUCCAUGCCCUGUGUGCACGCACGGUGAGAAAUUUUCAGUGAAGCUAUUUGGGAAGCUGGAAUCAAAGAUCAAGAACAAGAUACCAAAAAAUGUGUCAGUUGAUAUUAAUCUAGAUGGGAAUAGUAGUAAUAAGCACCAGAAGAAAGGUAGAAGAGAGCCCAGGUUAGGUACAAGUUCAAGCAUGAAGGUCCCAUUUAGUCGUCCAUUUUUGAGGAGACAUUUCUCCAUUGGAUCUCGACCACCUCGGUCGGUCUCAGAAACUGAUUCCACAAGAAAGAAGGGAUUCUGGGCAAGACACUGGGAGAGAGUAGAAUAGAAUCCAAUUGUCGUUAGGUGGGUUGGUCUCAAUUAUUAUGUUUUGGAAGGAUCUUUAAGAAGAGGUGAACUCCUCAGCAUGCAAGCUAGUGGAGGUGAACUCCCCAGUAUACAAGGGCUGCCGAGCAACCAACAUAUUUGGAAGUUUCUCUCAGCCAUCGUAUUCUGAUACUGGUGCAGAGCGCACAACAAGGUUUCUUAUACCAUGCGAGGCAGGGUCGUUGUAGGCCCCGCUUGCAUCUAAGUAAUAGUAGUAUCGAUCUAACAGAAACGGUGUGGCCUUCCUGGAUUUAAGGCCCAAUGCUGGGUUAUAAGAUUACACAACCAGCAUGCUAGAUUAUUUACUGUACCCGCAGUUUUUUUAAUUAUUGGCUAAGGUAUUUGUUGGUGGUUGAUGGAAUGCGUUUAAUUUGAAGGCUUUAGUGGUACUGUAGAACUUUUCAAUCAGAUUGGCUGAACUGAUCAUCCUUGCGUUCACAUAUACUAAAUAUAGACGCACUUAUAGGGUGUUUGGUUUGA
Molecule: messenger RNA, 4143 nt
Organism: Zea mays
Lineage: Eukaryota; Viridiplantae; Streptophyta; Magnoliopsida; Poales; Poaceae
Exons: 4
Coding region: 2312-3625 (437 amino acids)
Molecular function (GO): metal ion binding
Source: RefSeq, a predicted model, not a curated record